This is a messenger RNA of Symbiodinium sp. CCMP2592, 3687 nucleotides long. NCBI's taxonomy places the organism in Eukaryota, Dinophyceae, Suessiales, Symbiodiniaceae. The record is from the annotation of a GenBank genome assembly.
AUGGAGCUGAGCGAGCUGGUCCGUUUCCAGGAACAUCUCCUGGCGAUGUGCCACUUGUCGCAGACAGCUUUGAAGGGAUGCGAUAUUACGGGCCUAGUCUUCGAAGUCGAUCCGGAGGAGGGUCAAGCAUUUCAAAGAUUGGCCUUGGCAGACGGCAACGGUAGAUCCAUGAAGCCCUUCAAAGCUGAGUGGGCCACUGUGAAGGACCUGCCGGUGCAUGUCUCGAAUGACGGGUACCUGCUCGUGGGCAGUAUGGGUCGUGAGUGGACCGACGACGAUGGCUCCGUGGUGCACCGCGAUGCUCAGUGGGUAAAACGAAUAGAUUCGAGCUGGCACGUCCAGAGCCUGGACUGGGGGCAGAGGUUCGAGGCCUUGCGCGCAGCCGUGGAUGCUAAGCUUCCAGGCUACCUGUGGCAUGAGGCCAUCAUUUGGGAUCAAUGGCUGGCAAGAUGGAUCGUUCUGCCUCGCAAGGAGAGUCGGGAGGCCUACUCUCCGACGGCCGACGAGACGCGGGGCACCAACUUGCUUUUGCUCGCCAACGAAGACUUCUCAGUCAUCGAAACACUCCGUGUGGGACCGCCAGAGCCAGAAUGGGGUUUUGCAGCCAUUCGCAAGGUACCAGGUACCAAUGACACCUUUGCUGCACUCAAGGUGCUCGAGGUGGGCAAGCGAACUGCGACGAAGUUGUGCGUGUUCGAUCUCAGCGGCCGCAUGCUCUUGGAGCCUAUCUUCGAAGAUGUGGGUGAGAUGAAGUUCGAGGGCAUGGAGACGGAUGAGCUCGAAAAAAAGCCGAGUGAGGCCGUGCAGCGGCCAUGGCGACACUCUCGGGAGCUAGAUCCAAACCCGAGAAGCCCGAUCUGGAGGAGCUCUGCAGCCCCUGAGCCUCUCGUUUGGGCCCGGAGUCCUGCAGGGUCGAUGCUUUACGGCAGCCAGGAUGGUGGGCCAAAUCUGUGGCAGCCAGAGGCCUUCUCUGAAGCCGCUGAUAGCCUGGUGGCUGGGGAACUGGCACAAAUCUACCAGUUGGUGAAGGCCAAGAGUGACCGUAUGUCGCAAAAAGAGGCAGAGUUGCAUCGCAGCGAGUGCAUCGUUGCAGAAGCGGUUGUUGCAGCCAAGGUCCAUUUGCGCGAAGAGCUUGAUGAGCUGCUGCGCAGCUCUCAGCGAGAGCUGAGGAAGGAGGCAAGCGUCCAAAGACGGCGUCUUGAAGAGCUCUUCCAGAAGGCUCAGGACGAAUUUCGAAAGGCUGUGGAGUGGCGAAGAGAGACACGAACCUUGAAGGGGACCGUGAACAACGAGAUCGAGACCCGCGAGAAGCUCCAGAAAAAAGUUCAGGAGCUUCUGCGGCGAGAGAAGGCCCUGAAGCAACAACACGAGCUCGAGCGAAAGCGCUGGGCAGAAGAGAAGGAGCAGCUACAAAAACAAGCUGUGCUUCAACAAGAUGCUCAGCUGAGGCCAUUUCUUGAGACUUUCGGGGAUCGUAUGUUCGUGCCGAGUGGCAGGGUUCCAUUUCAAGCUCACGAGCCUGCUGCCUCCGUGAGGCGACGCCAAGGUUCGUUGGAAAUCCCAGGGCAUAGCGAGACAGGUUUGGAUGAGGGCAUGACCGGCGAAGAGCACCAGAUUGACGCGGACGAGCUACUGUACCAGGCUGCCGAUGCGUGGAGCUCCCACGGUUCGACCUCCACGGCACGUCUUUCCAAGCCACGGCGGGAGGGCGGGCUCGGACCACUGACGUUGAUUUCUGCUUGGUGGUCCGUCGACACCGUCAUGGUUCGGGGCCCACGUGGGCUGUGGGGUUGUGCAGCGCUGCUUGCCUCAGAGCCGCUGAAGAAUCAGGAGCAGCAAAGCUGGUUCCUUCGACGCUGGGUUUGGACUGCGCUACAGACCGAUGCCAAGCACCUUUGGCAGCUUGAAGCGGAGUCCAUCAAGGUCCGCAAGAGCGCACCGCCGCUUCCGCGGGACCUUCCUUGCUUGAAGCCGGACGCGAUGGAGCUGCCCUCAUGCGAUUGUAGAUGGCUCUGCCAUGACCGGUGCAUGAUCGGGCUCCCAGGUGAGAUCCCCGAGGGGGGAUCCGGGGAAGCCUCGCCCAGCAGCUCUCAUGGAUCGCCUUCGGAGGGCGAUCCGGCAUUCAAUGUAGAUCGAUUAAUACACAAAUGGUGCCACAGGCAACUUAGCGAUCUGCUGAGCAAGCUUUCCCUUGAGCCGGAGGGCGCACCUUUUCUGGUGCCGGUGAACUGGCAGGAACUGGGCUUGAAUGAUUAUCCAGACAUUGUUGAGACACCCAUGGACCUCCACACAAUUAGCAAGCGCCUCAACAUGGGACAUUACGAUGAUGUGGAUGGCCUGAUCGAUCCUGAGCUGAUGUUCAAGGACGUUUCUCUUUGUUGGGACAACUGCAUGAAAUAUUUUGAAAAUGACGCCGAAGUUGAAGCGGUGCAGAUGGCUCUGGCCAUGUCAUCUGCAGCCGCGAUCUUGGAAGGAGAGUUUUGGGCUGAUCUCAUGUCAUUCGAAGAAUCCCUUGAGAAGAGCCCGUUCAAGGCCCGGCUGGCCAUAGCUGCUGCCAUUAUGGGAGAUAAUGUCAAGAAAGUAGCGAAGCGGAGCCGGCGCAAGACCACUGUCCUUGCCAAUGACAUGGUCAAGUAUGCGGCGGACUGGUGGCAAGGAAGCCGCCAUGAGUCGCCCUUCUGGAGCUCGCACCACCGCGAUCACUUGAUCGGUCGGGCAUGGCCAUCGCGGUUCAAGCGCGCCAUUGCUGUUGUCCGGGAGACCGUUCGCAGAGUUCCUUUGUCCCUUCUCAGCUCUGAGCAGGCCAUUCAAACGUUCCUGAAGCCACUGGCAGAGUCAAUCUUGCGGACAGCGUCGUCCUUGUCCAUGCCAUCAGGAGUUCGCAUUGUGCACGACACCAUUGCUGACGUCCGUGGUGAGUGGAUCCUGCCAGAUUCCGUUGAGCCACGCGCUCAUGUGGAGCAGGUCCUCGUGUGGGCUCAUGGUGGUGGCUUCGUUCUUUGCUCCCCCGCCACACACCGCUUCUUCCUUGCGAAGAUCGUCGUGCACACAGGCGUGCCGACUUUUUGCGUCAACUUCCGCCAGCCUCCAAGCCACCCUUUCCCGGUGCCGAAAAACGAUGUCAUCCAGGCAUACAAGGGCAUCCUCAAGAGCGGCAUUGCAGAUGUCAUCUUCCUUGGUGGCGACAGUGCUGGAGGCAACCUUGUUCUCUCGCUUACGCAGGAGCUGGCCAAAGAUGCAGAGAGUAUCGAGAACUCUUUGCCACUACCGGAGGGUUUGAUUCUACUAUCUCCUUGGGUGGACUUGUCCGACACAACCGAGGAGUCUUGGCAAAAAUAUGCAGAUGUGGACUACAUCCCGGCGAAGCAAGCCGAGGUUAUAGCAGGGAUUUAUGCCAAAGGCAUCCCGCUUGAAGAUGUUCGGGUUUCACCAGGUCGCUGCAAACGUUGGCCCACGUCGUUUCCAAGAACUUUAUUGGACUACGGUGGUUGUGAGGUUUUCCGGUCGCAGAUUGAGCGGCUGGCCAGCCACAUGAAGAGACAUGGAAUUGAGCUGGAUGCCUCAGUAGAGCACGGCAUGGUUCAUUGCUAUCCUCAACUCGAGCACCUUUGGGGUCCUGACCCAGGUGGACCUUUUGACAAGUAUUUCCAACGUGUUUCGACCUUCAUGGCGAUGAAGUAUUUUUGA